UAUCUUUCGGUAAGUUCUCCGGGCUCUCUGCCGAUUGAUCUUGUGACAGCGACGGUAGUGCCUCCGGAUGGUGAGCGUGGAUGCAGCGCAGGCAUGGAGAAUCCUUCGGCCUCCCCGGAUCUUCCAGCACCAGCCCUCAGCAGUGGGAGCAGCACAAGCCCGACCACAACAACCUCCGGCGGGGAGAGUAGUAGUGUCUCGAGCCCCGGUUCAGGAGGCACGAGCCCCGGCGACGGCAGUAGCGGGAUCGGUGGAGCUUUCAGGGAUCUAUUUGAGGCCUGUCGGAAUGGAGAUGUAUCCCGUGUGAAGAGACUUGUAGACUCGGUGAAUGUGAAUGCGAAGGACAUGGCCGGGCGAAAAUCUACCCCUCUGCAUUUCGCUGCAGGUUAGCUAAGUGAUAGCAAGCUUUGUUUUUGUUGUCAGCUCGAGCUGGAUCGUAGAGGUGUUUUCGCACAUCUCCUUGUGCGUGUUAAAAGACCACAAUACUGUGGCUGUCACGACGGGAAUGGCUAACGUUAGUUAGUUAUUAGCUAUCUAUGCAUGUUCAUAUUUUUAUUCGCUAACGUUAACUAGCUUGCUAGUUUGCCAAGACCAAGGCCCAUCGAAAACGGCUAGCUAGCUAUAAUGCUAAAAACAGUUUGGCAGUCAGACUGAUGGGGACAGAAGGCCUCAAAUCGAACUCAUCCCUCGUAGUUGCUAACUACUUACUAAGUGUAAACAAAAAUGCACAGAUGUGUUGUUUUAAGGGUGUUAGUACAUUUAUUCCUUGGCGACCCCCAGUGUUUUAACUUGUUUUGUUCCAACCCAGCACUAACACACCCCUGUUCAGCAAAGCAAUGGUUGGUUACCAGCUGAUUUGUGGAAUCCGGUCUGUUAGUGCAGGGCUGGAAAAAAAUAUGUGCACACCCUGUUUUGACAUUCUAGAGGACCUGCAAAGAAAGUAGUUUGUUUUUGAUAUUGUGGUCUGUUUUCUGGGUGAUAUUUUUAUUUCUUAGAAGAGACAUUACAUUACCAUUUAGGCAAAAGGUCACCCCGUCCUAUACAUUUUAAAUGUUAGUCAUUUAGCAGACGCUCUUAUCCAGAGCAACUUACAGGAGCAAUUAGGGUUAAGUGCCUUGCUGAAGGGCACAUCUACAGAUUUUUCACCUAGUCAGCUCGGGGAUUCUAAACAGCAAUUUCUUAUUGUUGUGAUUUUCGUGAAGGAACCUGCAAGUAAGCAUUUAGUUGGAUGUGUAUACCAUGUGUAUCCUUUACAUACGACUAAUGAAACUUGAAACUUGUAUGCACUGACCAUGUUUUAUCUGUUGCCUUGUCAGGUUUUGGACGAAAGGAUGUGGUUGAGCACCUCUUACAGACUGGAGCUAAUGUGCACGCCAGAGACGACGGUGGUCUCAUCCCCCUGCACAACGCCUGCUCCUUUGGCCACGCCGAGGUGGUCAGUCUGCUCCUGUGCCAAGGUGCAGACCCCAACGCACGGGACAACUGGAACUACACACCUUUGCAUGAGGCAGCCAUCAAGGGCAAGAUUGAUGUGUGCAUCGGUAAGGAUGGGUUACCAUGAUGAUGUUCUGUUCUGUUUUGUCUUUGAAUAUAAAGAGGGUGACAUGCACAUCCUAAACUUGAGAAUACCUGUGCUGUGCAAAACAAUUAUACUGGGAUAAAUGAAUGAGAGGUCCACACAUGGAAUAUUGCUGCUCCCGGUGCUUUAUUCCUGCACCCAAAUAUACUAUUUUGUGUCUUUCAAUGCUGUUAAACCCUGGUAAUUUUGGAAAAGUUAUGUUGACUAUAUUGAAUGUAAGUAAUCUACAAGGGUACUUAGGUGCAUGACUAUAGUUCAGUAACAGUACUGUAAACUCUGAAAGGUAUAAGACUAUAAUUUAAUUAAGGGUAGUGGGUUCGAUCCCCGGGACCACCCAUACGUAAAAAUGUAUGCACACAUGAUUGUAAGUCGCUUUGGAUAAAAGCGUCUGCUAAAUGGCUUAUUAUUAUUAUUAUUAUUAUUUAAUUAAAAUAUUGAAACUGUUUCCUGUUUCCUUCACAAAGUGCUCCUCCAGCAUGGCGCUGAUCCCAACAUCCGUAAUACGGACGGCAAGUCUGCCCUGGAUCUGGCAGACCCCUCGGCCAAGGCUGUGCUCACCGGUGAGUUUCAUACAACUAUCCCCUUUCAGCCAGUUCUCUCCCCCAUUAUAUUGGGUAGGUUCCAGGUAGUCUUUGUGUUUUAACAUGACUGCAACUUUAAUGACCUGGACUGUAACCUUUAUCUGAUUCAUGGCUUGUCUUGACUUUGUGCUGUUCUAACCUGAUAUUUUGUAUUCAGGUGAGUACAAGAAGGAUGAACUCCUGGAAGCAGCAAGGUCAGUUUUAUCUUUGUUACCUACCACAUCUUUACACAUUUUAUAAUACAACAUAUGUAAUGUCUCUCCUCUGUUAUCUGUGUGCUACAGGAGUGGCAACGAGGAGAAACUGAUGGCACUACUGACCCCAUUAAAUGUCAACUGCCAUGCCAGUGAUGGCCGCAAGGUAAAAUAUCACCAUCUCAACCUUACAUCCCCACACUUUAUAUUAAUGUUGUAUAAUAUUGUAGAAGAUGCUUGAUUUGUUCAUAAGAUUUGCGUGACCAACAGCAACAAAAGUAUGGAGAGAAACUCUGUCAGCCGACUUACCAAAACAAAAGUCACUGUUGUGUGGGGAUUAAAAACACCAUCUCAUCCUAGUCUGAUUAUUUUAAGGAGCACAAUAUGAAAAGGAUUUGUCAUUGGAUUGGAUUUAAGCAGGGGAGGCUUUAACUUGACUCAAUUUAUGUGCCUGAGCCAUAUCCUAUAUUCUGUACUGACUUAAAGGGAUACUUUGGGAUUUUGGCAAUGAAGCUAUUUAUCUAUUUCCCCAGAGUCAUAUGAACUCAUGGAUAGAAAAAUGUAUGUCUCUGCAUCCAGUAUGAAGGAAGUUAGAUGUAGUUUUGCGAGCAAAUGCUAACUAACGUUAGCGCUAUGACUGGAAGUCUAUGGUAAAGAUUUGUAUAACUAAACCAAGAUAGACCACAGCCUGUCGUUUCCAAUGGGAACAAAUUAGUCAUAGUGGGCAGAACAAGCAAGGAGGUGGUCAGAGCCAAGCAAGAGCUAGCGAGAUCCUACUGGCCCGUUCUAGCAAACAUCUGCAUAUUUCCGUUAGGGAACGCCUACUCAGUGAAGUGCACUUAUGCAAUAACUCAAUUCACCUUUGCAUUCCUUAUAAACAACGCAAUAAAAAACAAAUACUUUGGUAAAGGGUAAAGUCUACAAAACUUAGUCCACUCUGUUCAUAACAGAUUCUAGUUUUGGGAACAGAAAACUCUAUUGAGAUCAAAUGUUUCAUCAAUGAGACAAUUUGCUAAAUGUCGGCCAAACUCCAUCUUCCACUGCUGACCACUGGGCUUCCUCUCACUACCAUAUUUGGUAGUGAGUGGAAACGCCAAGCGGAUGCUUCAUAUUUAUACAACUGGUGAAAUAUCUGUCUCAUUGUUCUAUCUGUGUCUAUGGUAUCUAGUAGCAUGCUAGCAGUUACCGUAGACCAAAAAAACACUAGUUACCAAUUGCGCUAACGCUAGUUAGCAACUUCCUUCAAACUGCACACAGAGACAUAAAAAUGGUAUCCACGUGUUCAUCUGACUCUGGAUGAGAAGAUAAAUGGCUGAAGCAUCCCUUUAAUGGUUAUCUAUCAACAUUAAUUUCUCUGAUCUUUGACCAUCUUUCUAAAUAUUUUUAGCUCCUGUGAUUGGAGUCGAAAUGUCAUCCGUUUCAUAGUAUAUAAACAUAUGUUACCCUGUUCAACCAUCCCCUGUGUGUAGAAAUGAUAAGUAAAACAUUUUUUGCAGUGGUUAAGACUACGUACGGCUCUUAUCUUUUGUUUCUACACCUUCAAAUAUUUUUGGCGGGGAGGGAUUUUGGUAGGAAAUAUUUUAUUUUGGUCCCUCAGUUACCCCUAACCCUAGAAACACAGCCAAUAUUAGCUAUAACCAAGUUGUCCCUAUAUCCAUAGAAUUGUCCUAAUUCCUAAGAAAACGAUAUGUUAUCUUGAGCGCUAUUUGAAUAUAAUAACUCUAAGCUUUCAGCUCUUUUAUGUACAGUGAGGGGAAAAAAGUAUUUGAUCCCCUGCUGAUUUUGUACGUUUGCCCACUGACAAAGACAUGAUCAGUCUAUAAUUUUAAUGGUAUGCUUGUUUGAACAGUGAGAGACAGAAUAACAACAACAAAAUCCAGAAAAACGCAUGUCAAAAAUGUUAUUAAUUUAUUUGCAUUUUAAUGAGGGAAAUAAGUAUUUGACCCCUCUGCAAAACAUGACUUAGUACUUGGUGGCAAAACCCUUGUUGGCAAUCACAGAGGUCAGACGUUUUUUUGUAGUUGGCCACCAGGUUUGCACACAUCUCAGGAGGGAUUUUGUCCCACUCCUCUUUGCAGAUCUUCUCCAAGUCAUUAAGGUUUCGAGGCCGACGUUUGGCAACUCGAACCUUCAGCUCCCUCCACAGAUUUUCUAUGGGAUUAAGGUCUGGAGACUGGCUAGGCCACUCCAGGACCUUAAUGUGCUUCUUCUUGAGCCACUCCUUUGUUCCCUUGGCCGUGUGUUUUGGGUCAUUGUCAUGCUGGAAUACCCAUCCACGACCCAUUUUCAAUGCCCUGGCUGAGAGAAGGAGGUUCUCACCCAAGAUUUGACGGUACAUGGCCCCGUCCAUCGUCCCUUUGAUGCGGUGAAGUUGUCCUGUCCCCUUAGCAGAAAAAAAACCCCCAAAGCAUAAUGUUUCCAGCUCCAUGUUUGACGGUGGGGAUGGUGUUCUUGGGGUCAUAGGCAGCAUUCCUCCUCCUCCAAACACGGCGAGUUGAGUUGAUGCCAAAGAGCUCGAUUUUGGUCUCAUCUGACCAGAACACUUUCACUCAGUUCUCUGAAUCAUUCAGAUGUUCAUUGGCAAACUUCAGACGGCCCUGUAUAUGUGCUUUCUUGAGCAGGGGGACCUUGCGGGCGCUGCAGGAUUUCAGUCCUUCACUGCGUAGUGUGUUACCAAUUGUUUUCUUGGUGACUAUGGUCCCAGCUGCCUUGAGAUCAUUGACAAGAUCCACCCGUGUAGUUCUGGGCUGAUUCCUCACCGUUCUCAUGAUCAUUGCAACUCCUCGAGGUGAGAUCUUGCAUGGAGCCCCAGGCCGAGGGAGAUUGACAGUUCUUUUGUGUUUCUUCCAUUUGCGAAUAAUCGCACCAACUGUUGUCACGUUCUCACCAAGCUGCUUGGCGAUGGUCUUGUAGCCCAUUCCAGCCUUGUGUAGGUCUACAAUCUUGUCCCUGACAUCCUUGGAUAGCUCUUUGGUCUUGGCCAUGGUGGAGAGUUUGGAAUCUGAUUGAUUGAUUGCUUCUGUGGACAGGUGUCUUUUAUACAGGUAACAAACUGAGAUUAGGAGCACUCCCUUUAAGAGUGUGCUCCUAAUCUCAGCUCGUUACCUAUAUAAAAGACACCUGGGAGCCAGAAAUCUUUCUGAUUGAGAGGGGGUCAAAUACUUAUUUCCUUCAUUAAAAUGCAAAUCAAUUUAUAACAUUUUUGACAUGCGUUUUUCUGGAUUUUUUUGCUGUUAUUCUGUCUCUCACAGUUCAAAUAACCCUACCAUUAAAAUUAUAGACUGAUCAUGUCUUUGUCAGUGGGCAAACGUACAAAAUCAGCAGGGGAUCAAAUACUUUUUUCCCUCACUGUAGGCCUAAUAAUAUGUUUAAUAUUAGGUAAUGUUUAACCACGUCCAUUCAUAUUCUAUCAUGUAGUGUAUAUGUUAUGGACAUUUCAUUUUAGAUUAAUGCAUUGUGCCUCCUUUAGCACACUGUGUCACUGUCAUUGACUUGCUGUCAUGACUCAUGAGGGCUUUGUUGCGAUACUGUAGAUGGGGUGGUUGUUUAGGAUUUUUAAAAUCUUUGCGUUGUUGUUUUUAGCUGUUGAUGCGUGAGUGUUUGGAUCAAAGAGCAUUGUGCUUCCCCAGAUCACUCCUCUCUGUCUACUCAUGGCAUCAUGACUAGACAAUUAACUUCAGUCUGAGGAAAGUGUCUAUUUGAAAAGUCAGAAGGCUCUACUUUGCAUUGGUAUUUGUGGAGUAGGACUGGGUUGUUUUUGAUGAUUUUUGUUUACCCCUUUUCUUGUUUGGCACCAGUUUAAUUAUUCAGUUUUUCACCCCCAGUGCAUUCUCAUGAAUAGGGAAGUCCUCGCCAAAAAGCUAGCAUCCAUCUCCUAGUUGGCAAGAAACCAUAUCUUGGUCUCCUUUUCUUAAUUAUGAAUAAUGCGUACUCUAGAGACUAUUGGCUAGGAUGAGCAGUAUUUUUCUGCCAUCAUAAUUCACUCUGGCUAACCAGGUCCCUAAAGUGGAUAAAUAAAAAUCCUAAUCAAUAUUCUUUGAUAUAGGUUUUCCAAUUACACUACCUUGUUCUCAACUGACAUUUAGGAAAUCCUCAUACAUUUCUUCUAAUCAUAACAGCUUUUCCUCCAUAUCUGAUUUGUUGGUGGAACAUAUUUGGAUUUAUAUGACUGGGCCGUUUGUCCAGACUCUUGGGCACACUGUGGUGACAGCAAAGCACUCACUCCCUGCACCUCAGUGUGUGCCUCUGCCAGUCUGAGGACUUGUGGGUGUAGGAUAAACACUGGGGCUUUUCCUUAGGGGAUAACCAGGGAGCCUGCCUACCUUAUUAAGAAUACUACAGAGCAACCGUGAGGGAAGUCACAUUUCCCUAAAGCUCUGUACUCAUUGUACCUGGUGUUACUUUGAAUUUAUAUAAAGUGAUAAUUCUGGUGUGUUUCUCAUUUACUUUAAAAGGGUAAUAGGCUAGAAGUAUCUUCUCUUACUGUGAAAGAAAAAUGCUAAAAUGUUGUACUUUUUUGUUUUGUUUUUUGUGUGACUCUGGCAACAUUGUCGAUCAGUCAACAUCCCAAAAAAUGCUGGUAAGUUUAUCUCGAUAACAACCACCUGAUUGUUGCACUGUUGUGAUUUAAUUUUUUCUUUAAUCCAUGUUUUAUUUGACCAAUACACUGGCUCUCACUCGUAAUUGCACAUCAUGGACCUGGGUCUACUGGUCACUUUCAUAUUUCCCACCCCAAUGCACCUGUGUGUGGAUGUGUGUGUGCCAGACCUGGGUUUAAAUACGAUUUGUUGUCUUUCAAAUACUUUAGCUGUGCGUGAUUGAGCUUGUCUGGUGCAAUAGAAAUGAUGGAAUAGGACUAGUCCCUAAGGUGUAAACUACGCCCAUCUGACACGCCAGGCAGGCUCAAAUCACAUUUUGAAAGUAUUUGAAAGAAAUCAGAUGGUGCUACUAUUUGAACCCAGGUGUGGUGUGUGUGUGUUAGUGCGUGUGGUGGCGGUCGGUUGGUGGUUCUAAGGCCACGGCCCGCUCUGCUCGUUGGAUUUGGAAAGGAGCAAAAAAAUUCCACAUUGCCUGCUUUUCCAUAGUGCUCCCGUCCCCUUUCUGCACCCCUCUAUCCAACUGCUUUACACCCUUUCACCUCUGCCAAGUUUCAAUCUUGCUCUUCAAUCAUUAUAUUUGUUGUAGUCCUGUGACUUUUCUUUUUUGAUAAUCAUAUGCGCAUGUCUGGAAGCCUGCACCUGCAUUAUGUCAAUCGGUUCUUGUACUGUACGUGUUUGUGAUUUGGUCACUGUCCACUUCUCACUUCUUCUAGUCUUGAAUGGGUCAUAUUCCUUAGUUAAAAACAAAACAAGUGCUUUUUGUAUUAAUGGAUUUCUUUCCUUGUGAUUGCCUUCAUCAAACACUGAAUGAUCCUAUUAUUAGCCAGGGCCCAGUUUCCCAAAAUAACUUAAGACCUGUCAUUGCUUUUGGGAAACCGGGCCCUGAUUGAUUUGGUUAAUCUGUCGUGUUCUAGUGAUUCAGUGAUCAUCCUCACAUUGUCUGAGUUGUGCAGUGGUCAGAUUUUGUCUUAAUACCAGUGCAUGAAUGCUACUGUUUCUUCCUCUCUGUCUGUGAGGUAAACUGUUGGUAGACUCAUGGGUGGAUAACCAUUAUCUAUUACACAGCUUUGCGUACACCAACAUUGUAAUGCUUGGCUCACAUAGGCAUCAUGUGAUUUGGAAUGGCCAUACAGGCAUACAAAACAUUUUUUAAAUGAAAAACCAGUAGAUUCAAGCCUUCUUUAGCCAGCCUUUUAGAAACCUGUAUAUUAUGUUUUGGAAGUGGUGUAGUUGAGGGACAAACUCAGUUUUGACUAGCUCACUGUUUAAAUUUCACAUUCAUUUGAUGUAUGUUGGAAGUCAGAUUUCCCUUUUGUCCUUCAUUUUCAGAGGUGAGCUAGCGUCAGUGUGUGACCCAAGAAGUAUAUUUUUAAGAUGCAUGAUCUGAGAGUUCUGUCAGACUUGCAUAGAUAGGGCAGUUGUUAGUGCUAAGCGAUUAACCACAUAUACUUUUUUUUGGGGGGGUGGUGGGUAUUAAACAACUAAUUGACCAUCUGUUAAAUUCCUUGAAUUCCAUUUAGUUACGUUUUUUCUGUGAGCCCAACGCGCCAUUUCUCUAGAGAAAUCAAUAAUUUACUAAAUAAAUAAAUCAAGUCAAGAACUGUGGGACGCUGGGCUGAAGGGAGUUGUAGUUUUCAUUAAGCAAAUAUUCAACCUAGUUCAGCUCAGGAACCAUAACCCAUUGCGCCUGUUCUUUCCAGUUUGGACAGAGAUGGAUACACUUCUAUGCCUGCUACGUUAGGUUAGAUACACACAGACCGCAUGAGGGAGGAAAGAACACAACGAUAGAGGGAUAGAAACAGUUCAUGAAAGUAUGCCUUAUCUAGAACUAAUAAAACAAUUUUGUCAGACAGCUCUGCAGCAUACUUAGGCAGGCUAGCCUAGCUAAAUAGGAUGACUAAAGACAGUACGGUAUGGAGAACACUGUGAUAACGUUGUCUGGCUGCUACUGCCUGAGCAGAGAUUAUGACUUUGUAAGGAAUUAAAAAUAAAGUAAUCAAAUAAAAACUAAGUAACAAACUCAACUGAAAUAUUUUAUUAUUUCAUAGUAAUGUCCUAUUGAUGUAUACCCAUAGUGAACCUGAGAGCAACAAUGGAAUAUUUUCAAUGUUUUGGCAGUUGAAUGUUCCCUAUUUCCAUUAAAAAGCUCUAAAAAUCAUUUUAAUGUCAUUAUUUCAUAAUUCAUUUAAUGUAAAAAAUAAUAAUCUAAACUAAAAUCGAAAAACGUUUUAUUUUUAUAAACCUGAACCAACUUCAAAAAGCACUAGUUGUUGUUUUGGGGGUGGACUACAACCUUUCUGAGCUUGCAUCCUUCCACCAUUUAACUUGACUGCAAUGAAAACUCACAGACCACCUGGUGUAUACAGUUUGCUUCCAAGCAUAAUCAGUCAUUCACUCACUCUGGCUCCCUAAAGGCAGUGUGUUCUGAGGUGCAUUGACUCUGGGCUCUGUGUGUCUAAUAACAUGUCCUCUUUUCCAGUCCACCCCACUGCACCUGGCGGCUGGCUACAACCGCGUACGCAUCGUCCAGCUACUGCUGCAGCACGGUGCAGACGUCCAUGCCAAGGACAAAGGGUAAGACCACUCUGAAAUAGACUGCAUCCCAAAAAGACCUUACUGGUUAAAAGUAGUGCACUAUAUUGGAAAUAAGGAGCCAUUUGGGAAGCAGGCAAAAACCUUUGUUGUAUUUAUACAGCGGAAGCACCCCGCUGUUUCCUCGUCUAAGACCAUUCUCAGACAUUUUCACAGCUGAGAAAGUCAACCACAUAGUCAUAGAGUGAUAUAAUAUGUUCAUUGUAGUACUUGAAAUGAAUGAUUAUUCAAUUAAAUGGCGGUAUAUUUUUGUCAUACAGUGGCCUGGUCCCUCUUCACAAUGCCUGCUCCUAUGGACACUUUGAGGUCACAGAGCUUCUUCUCAAGGUAAGGGUUCUAUAUACCUGUCAUUGAUGCCCCACUUUAAUUUGACUUUUAGAAUGUUGAAUGCUUUUAUUGAUAGAAUAACUGAUUAACUCGUCUGUGUGUUUACAGCAUGGAGCAUGUGUAAAUGCCAUGGACCUGUGGCAGUUCACCCCUCUCCACGAGGCUGCAUCUAAGAACCGUGUGGAGGUGUGUUCUCUGUUGCUGAGCCACGGUGCCGACCCCAACCUGCUCAACUGCCACAGCAAGAGCGCCGUGGACAUGGCCCCCACCCCCGAACUUAAAGAGCGGCUCACCUGUGAGUUCUGUUGGUAGACAUGCAUACACACACACCCCAUAUACAUGAUAACAAAGAAAGAAAGCAUACUUAUAUACACACAUGCAUCACUCCCUAUUCACAAAGACUACAGACAGGACACAACACACUCUCACACGCGCUGCCUUCUAAACUGAAGGGAAUGCCUGCCUGAGCACUCAGAUCUUCUCAGAUUGAUGUUGUCAAUAUCCUCUUUCUGCCAUCCAGAUGAGUUUAAAGGUCAUUCGCUGCUCCAGGCAGCUCGGGAGGCAGACAUGGCCAAGGUGAAGAAGACCCUGGCUCUGGAGAUCAUCAGCUUCAAACACCCACAGACCAAUGAGACAGCCCUGGUGAGAUCCCUUCUCCUUCUGGCUAAUGCUCAAUGUCACAGUGCUGACACCUAACAUUAUCUCAUAAUAUACAGCUAUGAAUGUGUCACAAAUGGCAAACUAUUCCCUAUAUAGUGGACUACUUUUGAAAAGUGGUGCGCUAUAAAUGGGCCGUGGUCAAAAGUAGUGCACUAUAUAGAGAACACGGGUGCCAUAAUAUUAUGUCUAUCAGAACGUGUUUGUGUGACAUGCAUAACCUAGGUUGACCACUAUAAAACGAGUACAAAACCUGAGAUGAAUUUUACAUAAAGCAUGUGAUGGACAGUGAUUAAUGGAAGGUGUUGUCCCUCUGUUUCAGCACUGUGCCGUUGCUUCCCCUCACCCCAAACGGAAGCAGGUGACCGAACUGCUGCUGCGUAAAGGUGCCAACGUCAACGAGAAGAACAAAGAGUAAGACCAUUAAAACUCUGAGACCAUGUAUCAGUGUUUCCCCUACCACUGUAUAAGAAUAGUUUGGUACCUAUUGGUUUCAAUUGAGAAUGUUGGGGUUUUUGGGACCUUUGCAUGCAGUCUGGAAACACUGUCAUAUGCAUUCAUAUAGCCCCUGAGUGAGGCACUAAUGGUUGUCUUUGUCUCUCUCUCUCGUCCUGUCUGUAGCUUCAUGACGACCCUACAUGUAGCGGCUGAGAGAGCACACAACGACAUCCUGGAGGUGCUGCAGAAACAUGGAGCCAAGGUACACACUACAGGGUCUCACUAAUACCAUAUCAUUUAAUGUACCUUUUCAUCUAUCUCUUUUCUCUCCUUUCUCUCUCACUUGCUCUCAGCCUCUAUUUGAUAAUGUAACUCAAAAUAUUUCAUGAAAUAAAUGUAUCACAUUGAGCUGUGAGUAUGUUGCUGUUUGCGUGACUGACUCUUCCCUCUGUCCUUCUCCGUCUCCCUCCCUCCCUCCAGGUAAAUGCGGUGGACACCCUGGGGCAAACUGCCCUCCACAGGGCAGCCCUGGCGGGCCACAUCCAGACGUGCAGGCUGCUGCUGAGCUACGGGGCCGACCCGGCCAUCGUCUCCCUGCAGGGCUUCACUGCGGCACAGAUGGGGAACGAGGCCGUGCAGCAGAUCCUCAAUGGUACAGUAGUAGAGCGUCUUGGUUAAAUACAAAGAUUAUCUUUUAUAUUCUUCUAUCUACAUUGUGAUUGACAAUGUUGCUUGUGUGGAUGUAAGAUGCAUGGCCUUAAAAUCUAGGCUAUGCUCAUCAAUGUUGGAAAGUUAGCAGGAUGUAUAACAGAGAAACUAUCGAUUAUGUUGCCCAUACGUCUUACACAGUGUUUUUUAAUGUCUCGGUAUGUGUUAUUUAACAAUGUUGUUGGUCCCUUUCCUACAGAAAAUAUUCCAACUCGUAACUCUGAUGUGGACUACCGGUUUCUGGAAGCCGCUAAGGCUGGAGAUUUGGACACUGUGCAGGUAACCUGAUCAGCUACAUCGUCUCAGGUUCAUGAAUUCAAUCACGUUAUAUGCGUCAACCAUGCUCUACAUACCACCAUGAAUCCAAAAUGUCUCCCUCAGCCCUCUCUCACUCCUGAUCUUCUGUCUAUGUUGUCUUGUCUGUGUGUUGUAGCAACUCUGCACUCCUCAGAACGUGAACUGUCGGGACCUGGAGGGUCGUCACUCUACCCCUCUGCACUUUGCUGCAGGCUACAACCGUGUGGCCGUGGUGGAGUACCUGCUACAUCAUGGAGCUGACGUACAUGCUAAAGACAAAGGGUACGUGUCGUCCUCCUAUGACACUCUAGGAGGACAAGGUAGCCUAGGGGGUAAAGCGUUGGGAGAGUAACUGAAAGAUUGCUGGUUCGGAACCCCGAGCCGGCAAUAAAAUUUUUUAAUAAAAUUGCUCCUGUAAGUCACUCUGGAUAAGAGCGUCUGCUAAAUGAUUAAAAUGUUAAUCUACUACCUCGGUCUGUCCCUACUGUUUUUGACGAGACUGCUGCUUUUGCAUCAGAUAGUCAGUAAAAAGGCUUUAAUUCUGUAUUGAAUAAAACUUUAUCAUUGGAUUUUAUUUUGCAUUAAAUACACACAGUACUUGAAACCUUCAGUGAUAGAAAUACAUAAUUUGUAGGAUAUCUUCCUUCAGUGGUGUAAUUAGUCGUCUUCUGUCUGUCCUGCAGUGGUCUGGUGCCCCUCCACAAUGCCUGCUCCUACGGUCACUAUGAGGUGGCUGAGCUGCUGGUGAGACACGGGGCAUCGGUGAACGUAGCUGACCUCUGGAAGUUCACCCCUCUCCACGAGGCUGCCGCCAAGGGCAAAUACGAGAUCUGCAAACUGCUGCUCAAGGUUAGUCUUCCUGUGCCUUUCGUAUCAACUCUUCUGAAAUGAUCAGGUCUAAAUGGCAUGAGGCUACAAGGAGGCAUUUGUAUAGUCAAAACAGGGAAAGUAUGUAUAGCAAUAAGAGAUUUUCAACGACAGAACAAACUAUUUAACUAAGAGAUUUUUGUAUGUAUACUGAACAAAAAUAUUAACACAACAAGUGUUGGUCCCAUGUUUCAUGAGCUGAAAUAAAAGAUCCCAGAAAUGUUCCAUGUGCACAAAAAGUUUAUUUUGCUAAAAUGUUUUGUACAAAUUUGAUUACAUCACUGUUAGUGAUGAUUUCUCCUUUGUCAAGAUAAUCCAUCCAGCUGACAGGUGUAGCAUAUCAAGAAGGUGAUUAAACAGCAUGACCAUUACACAGGUGUACCUUGUGCUGGGGACAAUAAAGGGCCACUCUGAAAUGUGCAGUUUUGUCACACAACACAAUGCCACAGAUGUCUCAAGUUUUUUGACUGCAGUUCGGCGUCGUAACUGACUUCAGUGGGCAAAUGCUCACCUUCGAUGGCCACUGGCAUGCUGGAGAAAUGUGCUCUUCACGAAUUAAUCCCAGUUUCAACUGUACCAGGCAGAUGACAGACAGCAUGUAUGGCAUCGUGUGGACGAGCUGAUUGUUGUGAACAAUGUGCACCAUGGUGGGGUUAUGGUAUGGGCAGGCAUAAGCUACGGACAACAAAUAAUUGCAUUUUAUCGAUUGGCAAUUUGAAUGCACAGAGAUCCCGUGACAAGGUCCAGAGGCCCAUUCCAGGUCGUGCCAUUCAUCCGCUGCCAUCACCUCAUGUUUCAUGAUGACAAUGCACCAUGUUGCAAGGAUCUGUACACAAUUCCUGGAAGCUGAAAAUAUCCCAGUUCUUCCAUGGCCUGCAUACUCACCAGACAUGUCACCCAUUGAGCAUGUUUGGGAUGCUCUGGAUCGACGUAUGACAGCGUGUUCCAGUUCCAGACCUCUUCACACAGUCAUUGAAGAGGAGUGGGACAACAUUCCACAGGCCACUAUCAACUGCCUGAUCAACUGUAUGCAAAGGAGAUGUGUCGCGCUGCAUGAGGCAAAUGGUGGUCACACCAAAUACUGACUGGUUUUCUCAUCCACGCCCCUACCUUUUUUAAGGUAUCUGUGACCAACAGAUGCAUAUCUGUAUUCCCAGUCAUGUGAAAUCCAUAGGUUAGGGCCUAAUUAAUUUAUUUCAGUUGACUGAUUUCCUUAUAUGAACUGUAACUCAGUAAAAUCUUUGAUAUUGUUGCAUGUUGCAUUUAUAUUUUUGUUCAGUGUAUAUUUAUGAUGAUGAUUAUGUUUCUCCAGCAUGGAGCGGACCCCACCAAGAAGAACCGUGAUGGUAACAUGCCUCUGGACAUGGUGAAGGAUGGAGACACGGACAUCCAGGACCUGCUGAGAGGAGACGCUGCCCUGCUGGACGCUGCUAAGAAGGGCUGUCUGGCCCGAGUCCAGAAACUCUGCAGCCCAGAGAACAUCAACUGUAGAGACACACAGGGACGUAACUCCACCCCCCUGCACCUCGCAGGUACUGGACAUACCGGCCUUCAAAAUCAAUUCAUGGAAUCAAUCAAAUCAAAGCACUUUUUACAUUAGCAAUUGUCACAAAGUGCUUUACAGUUACCCAGCCUAAACCCCUAAUAGCAAGCAAAGCAGUGGAAUCAAUUCAUUUAAUAGCAAAUGUGGAACCUAUAAACAGACCUUUACCACUCCCAAACAGAAGUUUAUCCCCUUACAUAAAAUGAUGACAGGCAGAUCAUCAAACCCUGGGAAUUUAGAUCAUUUGGAGCUGUAUUAUUUAUUUGACACACAUUACACAAAUAUCUUUCAUUAAUGUUUUUUGUAAGGUAGACUGUCAUGUUGUUUCAUGUUGUCAUCUGUCAUGUUUCCCGCCUCUGUAGCUGGCUACAACAACCUGGAGGUGGCGGAGUAUCUCCUGGAGCACGGGGCUGACGUCAAUGCACAGGACAAAGGAGGCCUCAUCCCCCUGCACAACGCUGCCUCCUAUGGGGUGAGUCCGCACCAAGACUAUGUCAGGCCUUGGAAACCAUUGUACAUGCUGUACGGUUUGACAUAAGGUUUUAUAGCAUAGACAAUGCAUAUAAAACACCUACCCUUUGACCUUUUGGCCUAAAAUAUGUAACAGCUUGGAGGAUUUCUUAGAAGCUAUUGUAUGCAUUGUUUAGGUUACAAAACCUAAUGGAAAACCAUACAGUACAGGACAAAACACCCACACUGUGAUGAAAGUGACCUUGUGGAAAGCUUAGAUAUGUAACAGCUUGGAUGUCAUCAGUUUUGGGGCAUGUCAUGAUUUAUAUUGUGUUGCUGAUCUCUCCUCUCGUGUCUCUCCUCAUCUGCUACUUCUAUCCUCUCCUCUGCUCCUCUCCUGUCUUUCCUCUUUCUCUCCUACAGCAUGUGGACAUUGCUGCCCUCCUGAUAAAGUUCAGUACAUGUGUGAACGCUACAGAUAAGUGGGCCUUCACCCCCCUCCACGAAGCAGCUCAGAAGGGCCGUACCCAGCUGUGUGCUCUGCUGCCUGGCCCACGGAGCGGAACCCCCCCCCAUGAAGAACCAGGAGGACAGACUGACGCUGGAACCUGGCCUAAGGUAACACUUUCUUGCUCUCCUACUGUUAGAGCAGUUAGCAAUGCCACCAAAUGAUGUUUUUUUUUGCUGUAAAUGGCUGGCAUUUGCUUGAAUUAUGAGUGCUUAAAAUGUUUCCCAUCUACAGUGCAUUCGGGUACCGUAUUUGGUCGAAUAUAGAGACCCUGAUAUGAGUUUGCAACAAAUUGAAAAACAGUUUGCGACUAGAUUGCGAACAAAGACUUCAUUCUUUUAAAAUAACUAAAAACAGAUUAAACAGGCAACUAUGUCAGGAUUCAAAUUAUAUCAAGCAAUAAUAACAACAUUUUUAAAUAACAGAGAAAAUACAGGCCACACAUUUAACUAAACUUAACAAAAAUUCGCCAAACUUCUCCUCCGAUGUCUCUCUAUCCCUCACACACGUCCUCUGCCCCGCUGUGUUCGCUCUCGCUGUCAUCGCUCCCCAGCUGCUCCGCUUCCACCGGCUCCUCCCAAAGCACGUCGUCCUCGCUGCCGUCCAAUGCAUUUGAGAUGCAACAUUUUUUAAAGCCAUCGAUGAUGCUCUGUGAGGGAAUAGCAUCCCAUGCAUGCAGGAUCCAUUCACACAGUAGACGGACUGACGGCUUCUGUAUUUUCCCGGUCGGUGUGAGUGCGUGGUUGCCAGACAGGAGCCACUCUGUGUAUUUUUUUCGCAGGUUAUCCUUGAAAGGCUUGUUCACAACUACGUCCAACACCUGUAGCUGGCUUGUCAUUCCCCCUGGUAUGAUCACAAGAUCCCCGUUCAUUGCUCGCACCUGACUUUUCACGGGCUCAGUCAGAUGUCCGCGGAACGCAUCCAGAACGAGCAUGUUCCUCCUCUUCCUCAGUCCCCCGUAGCGUGCGCCCCACACAACCUUUAGCCAGUCCACUACAAGCCCCGACUCCAUCCAGCCCUUCUCCUGGGCGCGCACAAUAAUGCCAGCUGGCAUUGGGUCCUUUGGCACAGUCUUACGCUUAAGAAUGACAUACGGGGGGAGUUUGCUGCCACCAGCGAGACAUGUCAACAUGACAGUGACGCGGCUCUUCUCGUUGCCCGUUGAUUUCACCAACACAGACUUUUCUCCCUUUCUAUUGACAGUCACCGAUGUUGGCAUGUCGAAAUAAACGGGUGUCUGAUCAGCAUUGCCGAUCUGAUCCAGCGGGUAGGAGUGCUUCUUCCUCAGGUUGAUAACAAAGCGCUGAAACGAAAGCAGCUUCUCUCCGAAGUCUGACGGCAGGCGUUGGGCCAAACUCGUUCUCCGUCUAAGUGACAGUCCAUUACGCCGCAUCAUCCUACGACACCAGCCGAGGCUGGCUUUAAAUCCAGUGAUGUUGAGCUCUCUGGCGAUUUCCAGGGCCUUAACCUGGAUGACAGCUCUGGUAAUGGGCAUUCCCUCACUUCUUUUUUCCCUGACAUAUUCAAAAACCCUCCGGUCAACCUCAAUGAAACGACCACUUUGAGGACCACGGAAGGAUUUUCGCUGACUGUUAGCAUCUUUUAGACGUUGUUUUUCUGCUCGCCAUCUUCUUACAUUACACUCAGUGACCCCGAAUGUCUUGGCAGCUUGGCAGUUGUUAGAUGACUCUGCCUUAUUGACAACCAUUAUUUUGAAAUUGGCAUCAUAGCUCCUCCGCUGUUGUUUAUUGACCUGGCCCACUUUUGAGCCACUUGUCUCUAAAUGGUCAGCCUGUCUUUCCAUCUUUAAACACCGGUAACGGGCUGGUUGUUAAGGACGCCUCUUCCCUCCGUCCGGAACGAAUUUUUGGCGCCAUCUGUGCCCGCGAAUGUGUAUUGACAUUUAAAGGGAGCGUUUUCACGUUAGAGCCUUAUUCUAAAAUGGAUUAAAUAAAUACAAAUCUUCAACAAUCUAUACACAAUACCCCAUAAUGAGAAAGCGAAAACAGGUUUUUAGAAAUGUGUGCAAAUGUAUUAGAAAUACAUUUGGAUUGUGUCGAGGCACAGAUCUGGGGAAGGGUACCAAAAAAUUUCUGCGGCAUUGAAGGACCCCAAGAACAUAGUGGCCUCCAUCAUUCUUAAAUGGAAGAAGUUUGGAACGACCAAGACUCUUCCUAGAGCUGGCCGCCCGGCCUAACUGAGCAAUCAGGGGAGAAGGGCCUUGGUUAGGGAGGUGACCAAGAACCUGAUGGUCACUCUGACAGAGUUCCUCUGUGGAGAUGGGAGAACCUUCCAGAAGUACAACCAUCUCUGCAGCACUCCACCCAUCAGGCCUUUAUGGUAGAGUGGCCAGACGAAAGCCACUCCUCAGUAAAAGGCACAUCACAGCCCGCUUGGAGUUUGCCAAAAGGCACCUAAAGACUCUCAGACCAUGAGAAACAAGAUUCUCUGGUCUGAUUAAACCAAUAUUGAACUCUUUGGCUUGAAUGCCAAGCAUCAUGUCUGAAGGAAACCUGGCACCAUCCCUACGGUGAAGCAUGGUGGUGGCAGCAUCAUGCUGUGGGGGAUGUUUUUCAGCGGCAGGGACUGGGAGACUAGUCAGGAUCGAGGGAAAGAUGAACGGAGCAAAGUACAGAGAGAUCCUUGAUGAAAACCUGCUCAGGACCUCAGACUGGGGCGAAGGUUCACCUUCCAACAGGACAACUACCCUAAGCACACAGCCAAGACAACGCAGGAGUGGCUUCGGGACAAGUCUCUGAAUGUUCUUGAGUGUGGCACAGCCAGAGCCCAGACUUGAACCUGAUCUCUGGAGAGACCUGAAAAUAGCUGUGCAGCGACGCUCCCCAUCCAACCUGACAGAGCUUGAGAGGAUCUGCAGAGAAGAAUGGGAGAAACUCCACAAAUACAGUUGUGCAAAGCUUGUAGCGUCAUAUCCAAGAAGACUCAAGUCUGUAAUCGCUGCCAAAGGUGCUUCAACAAAGUACUGAGUAAAGGGUCUGAAUACUUAUGUAAAUGUCAUAUUUCUGUUUUUUAUUUUUAAUACAUUUGCAAAAACAUCUGCAAACCUGUUUUUGCUUCGUCAUUAUGUGGAAUUGUGUGUAGAUUGUGGGAAAAACAACAACAAUUUAAUCAGUUUUAGAAUAUGGCUGUAACGUAACAAUGUGGAAAAAGUCAAGGGGUCUGAAUUCUUUCUGAAUGCCCUGUAUAUAUUUUGACACACUUUGAAAUUAGGGAUUUGGCCAUUACUGAAACAGCCUGAAAUUCUAACAUUUAGACCAACCAGUCGAGCCCCUUCUCACCCAUGACUUCUCCCUCUAAAUUAUGUCUUCCUCCUCCUCUCUUAGGCUGAUGACAUCCGUGCCCUGCUGAUGGAUGCCAUGCCCCCAGAUGCCCUGCCCAGCUGCUUCAAGCCCCAGGCCACGGUGGUCAGUGCCGGCUCAGUCAUCUCCCCAGCCUCCACGCCCUCCUGCCUGUCUGCAGCCAGCAGCAUCGACAACCUGGCCGGGCCCCUCAACGAGCUGGGGGCCGCAGGGACCUCCGGGGUGGCCGACGGGGCCACGGGAAUCGACAGGAAGGAGGGGGAAUGUGAGUAGAGAUAAAGAGCCUGGAUCAAAACUGAGCUGGGUUUUAGCAAGCAGCUGAUAUUCUACUAGUUUUGGUAGAAUAUGGUUGAAGUCUUAGUCAAUAAUUUUACUCUCAUGCUGAAUUUGCUCGUGUGGUGUUUGUAUUCCAGUGGCGAUAUUGGACAUGAACAUCGGUCAGUUCCUGAAGAGCUUGGGUCUGGAGCAUCUAAGGGAAAUCUUUGAGAGAGAACAGGUGAGUGUUCAUUGAUUGGGUUUCAUGUUAUUAUUUGUAAUUUAAUAGGGCAUCUAAUUAGUCUGACAUUUUAUCUGUCUUUACCCCUCUUGGAGUAUCUGUUCUCAUGUCACAGUUCAGGAUCCCUGCUCUGUACCAAAUGUCCUGUUUUCUCCCAGAUCUCUCUAGAUGUGCUGGCUGACAUGGGUCACGAGGAACUGAAGGAGAUUGGGAUCAACGCUUACGGCCACCGACACAAACUCAUCAAGGGAGUGGAGAGGCUGUUGGGGGGACAACAAGGUCAGGACAUUCCCAGAGAAAUCUCUGAGGAGCUAGAAAUCUCUGUGGAGCUGAUGUGGUGGUUCCCAUUUAUUGCUGCGUCAAAUACUUCCCAGACUAUUCCUCCUAUUCCUGGAAUGAAGAUUCUCUAUUGAAAGUUGUUUUUAGUUCAAGAUUAGGCCAAAUGUGUCCAGUAUACUUGCCCUUAAAGUAUAGGUGGGAAACCACCCCAAUAUGAAACCACGUAUGAGUGCUUUGUUUGUUCUCCAGGUGCCAACCCGUAUCUGACAUUCCACUGUGCCAACCAGGGCACGGUCCUCAUCGACCUAGCCCCUGACGACAAGGAGGGCCAAUCAGUGGAGGAGGAGGUGGGUACAGAUAUAUACUACCGUUCAAAAGUUUGGGGUCACUUAGAAAUGUCCUUGUUUUCGAAAGAAAAGCAAUUUUGGUGUCCAUUAAAAUAACAUCAAAUUGAUCAGAAAUACAGUGUAGACAUUGUUAAUGUUGUAAAUGGCUAUUGUAGUGGGAAAUCUACAUAGGCGUACAGAGGCCCAUUAUCAGCAACCAUCAGUCCUGUGUUCCAAUGGCACGUUGUGUUUGCUAAUCCAAGUUUAUCAUUUUAAAAGGCUAAUUGAUCAUUAGAAAACCCUUUUGCAAUUAUGUUAGCACAGCUGAAAACUGUUGUGCUGAUUUAAAGAAGCAAUAAAAUUGGCCUUCUUGAGACUAGUUGAGUAUCUGGAGCAUCAGCAAUUGUGGGUUCGAUUACAGGCUCAAAAUGUCCAGAAACAAAGAACUUGCUUCUGAAACUCGUCAGUCUAUUCUUGUUCUGAGAAAUGAAGGCUAUUCCAUGUGAGAAAUUGCCAAGAAACUGAAGAUCUCGUACAACGCUGUGUACUACUCCCUUCACAGAACAGCGCAAACUGGCUCUAACCAGAAUAGAAAGAGGAGUGGGAGGCCCCAGUGCACAACUGAGCAAGAGGACAAAUACAUUAGAGUGUCUAGUUUGAGAAACAGGCGCCUCACAGGUCCUUAACUGGCAGCUUCAUUAAAUAGUACCCGCAAAACACCAGUCUCAAGGUCAACAGUGAAGAGGCGACUCCGGGAUGCUGACCUUCUAGGCAGAUUUGCAAAGAAAAAGCCGUAUCAGACUGGCCAAUAAAAAUAAAAGAUUUAAGAUGGGCAAAAGAACACAGACACUAGACAUAGGAAGAUUGGAAAAAAGUGUUAUGGACAGACAAAUUGAAGUUUGAGGUGUUCGGAUCACAAAGAAGAACAUUUGUGAGACUCAAACCAAAUGAAAAGAUGCUGGAGGAGUGCUUGAUGCCAUCUGUCAAGCAUGGUGGAGGCAAUGUGAUGGUCUGGGGGUGCUUUGGUGGUGGUAAAGUGGGAGAUUUGUACAGGGUUGAAAGGGAUCUUGAAGAAGGAAGGCUUUCACUCCAUUUUGCAACGCCAUGCCAUACCCUGUGGACGGUGCUUGAUUGGAGCCAAUUUCCUCCUACAACAGGACAAUGACCCAAAGCACAGCUCCAAACUAUGCAAUAACUAUUUAGGGAAGAAGCAGUCAGCUGGAAUUCUGUCUGUGCUGGCCACGCCAUUAUAGUCACUGGAUCUCAACCCUAUUGUGCUGUUGUGGGAGCAGCUUGACCGUAUGGUACGUAAGAAGUGCCCAUCAAGCCAAUCCAACUUGUGGGAGGUGCUUCAGGAAGCAUGGGGUGAAAUCUCUUCAGAUUACCUCAACAAAUUGACAACUAGAAUGCCAAAGGUCUGCAAGGCUAUAAUUGCUGCAAAUGGAGGAUUCUUUGACGAAAGCAAAGUUUGAAGGACACAAUUAUUAUUUCAAUUAAUCAUUAUUUCUAACCUUGUCAAUGACUACAUUUCCUAUUCAUUUUGCGAUAUUUCCUAUUCAAACUCAUUUCAUGUAUGUUUUCAUGGAAAACAAGGACAUUUCUAAGUGACCCCAAACAUUUGAACGGUAGUGUACAUAUACAUACAUACAUACAUACAUACAUACAUACAUACAUACAUACAUACAUACAUACAUACAUACAUACAUACAUACAUACAUACAUACAUACAUACAUACAUACAUACAUACAUACAUACAUACAUACAUACAUACAUACAUACAUACAUACAGGACCAGUCAAAAGUUUGGACACACCUACUCAUUCAAGGGGUUUUCUUUACUAUUUUCUACAUUGUAUAAUAAUAAUGAAGACAUCAAAACUUUGAAAUAACACAUUGAGUCAUGUAGGAACCAAAAAAGUGUUAAACAAAUCAACAUAUAUUUUACAUUUGAGAUUCUUCAAAUAGCCACCCUUUGCAUUGAUGGCAGUUUUGCACACGCUUGGCAUUCUCUCAACCAGCUUCAUGAGGAAUGCUUUUCCAACAGUCUUGAAGGAGUUCCCACAUAUGCUGAGCACUUGUUGGCUGCUUUUCCUUCACAGUUUUGCCCCAAAACAUUUACAGCAAGGACAUAUUGACAUAUUUUUAUAAAAUGUUUUAUUUAUUUUACUAUUUCAUGCUGAAACCCUCAUAUUAAAAAACAAUGGUAUUCAUUAAGUUGGAUGGUUUAUAUUUAGGAUGUUUUACAGCUUUGUCAUUAUUAUUAUUAUUAUUAUUAUUAUUAUUAUCGAAGGUGUUUUUUAAAUAUAUUUUAUAUAGGGGGCCAGAGAAAAGACUCCUCUGACAAUCUGAAGUACCCAGAAACGCCACUAGAUGUCAUCUUUUUUUAUAUUCCUUGAUAGUUACCAAAAUUCUGAUAGUUUCUAGUAAUAUACCCUCCCUUUGCAACCCUACUCAAGGGUGAAAGAAUGCCAUGUUUGGAGAAAUGUAAUGAAAUCCUGUGAUUUUUAGACAUGUAUUUUUCUUCUCUCUGCUCCAGAUGCAAAGUACCAUCAGAGAACACAGAGAUGGAGGUAACGCAGGAGGGGUGUUCAGCAGAUACAAUAUCAUCAAGGUCAGCUUUACAUGACAUUACUACACACUAUACUAUCUACAUUUGCUCAUAUGAUGGAGCUCAUUGAGCUAGAAAUACACACUUUACACACAAUCUUUACUUUAGGACUACCCUCGAGCACAGUUAUUGGUUGGUAAGAAUGCACUAUGGUUUCAGGAACUCAGGUUAGCAAUCCCAUCUUCUGAAAAGGAAGGAAGAUUAGAAGUCAUCAGUUUUUCCUAGCCAUCGUGCUUCUGCAUUGCUUGCUGUUUGGGGUUUUAGGCUGGGUUUCUGUAUAGCACUUUGUGACAUCUGCUGAUGUAAAAAGGGCUUUAGAAAUAUAUUUGAUCAGUAUUGCUGCUCUAGUUGAUUCCUGUCUGUGUGUCCAUGCAGAUUCAGAAGGUGGUCAACAAGAAGCUGCGGGAGCGAUACACACACCGCCAGAAGGAGAUCUCGGACGAGAACCACAACCACCACAAUGAGCGCAUGCUCUUCCAUGGUAACAAGACAUAUUCCGUAUUCAUAUUACAACCUGUGUGUUUUUUACCACGCUUCUUGUUAUUUCUGAAUGGCAAUGAUGUCUUAACUGAUCAUCACUGGAUAAAUGUUAACCCUGUUAAUUAUUAUUUAUUGUUUUUAAUCGUAUUUGACGUUGUUCUUGUUUCAUGUCUUUUGGUUCUCCAGGUUCUCCGUUCAUAAAUGCCAUCAUCCACAAAGGCUUUGACGAGCGGCAUGCGUACAUCGGAGGAAUGUUUGGAGCAGGGAUCUACUUUGCUGAGAACUCCUCUAAGAGUAACCAGUAUGUUUAUGGCAUUGGGGGCGGCACCGGAUGCCCCACUCACAAAGACCGCUCCUGUUACCUGUGCCACAGGUGAGACAUGAUCUAUAGAAAUAACAAAUAUUUAGGUGCAUUAAGGCUUUACUACUCAAACUCAUGAAAAGAGAGCACUUGAUGACUCGUGAGCAUUCCAUACCACUGUUGCCAAACUAGUGCCCUUCAAUCAAUUAAUCAAUCAAUUACAGCCUUCAUCAGAGCUUUGAUAAUUGUGAAACAUCAUUAGUGAAACAUCAUUUGACGCCUCUUCUCCCUGUUAUCUAUGACCUCCAGGCAGAUGUUAUUCUGCCGUGUAACCCUGGGGAAGUCCUUCCUCCAGUUCAGUGCCAUGAAGAUGGCCCACGCCCCCCCUGGACACCACUCUGUGAUUGGCCGGCCCAGCGUCAACGGCCUGGCCUACGCAGAAUACGUAAUCUACAGAGGAGAGCAGGUGAGACCUUAACUCCAUUCAACUUUAUUUAUCCCCAAAGGCAAGUCCAGACAUUAGGGACACAGAUUAAGCCUAGACCUGGACUAAAAAGCAUACACAAUGGAAAAUAAUUUGUACUCCAGUACUUAUUACACUGAACACAAAUAUAAACACAACAUGUAAAGUGUUGGACCCAUGUUUCAUGAGCUGAAAUAAAAGAUCCCAGAAAUGUUCCAUAUACACAAAAAGGUAUUACUCAAAUUGUGCACAAAUGCGUUUACAUCCCUGUUAGUGAGCAUUUCUCCUUUGCCUAGAUAAUCCAUCCACUUGACAGGUGUGGCAUAUCAAGGAGCUGAUUAAACGGCAUGAUCAAUGCACAGGUGCAUCUUGUGCUGGGGACUAUAAGGCCUCCUGUAGCUCAGUUGGUAGAGCAUGGCGCUUGCAACGCCAGGGUUGUGGGUUCGAUUCCCACGGGGGGCCAGUAUGAAAAAUGUAUGCACGCACUAACUGUAAGUCGCUCUGGAUAAGAGCGUCUGCUAAAUGACUAAAAUGUAUAAAAGGUCACUACAAUGUUCAGUUGUCACACAACACAAUACCACAGAUGUCUCAAGUUGAGGGAGCGUGCAAUUGGCAUGCUUACUGAAGUAAUGUCCACCAGAGUUGUUGCCAGAGAAUUGAAUGUUCGUUUCUCUACCAUAAGCCGCCUCCAAAGUUGUUUUAAAGAAUUUGGCAGUAUGUCCAACCGGCCUCACAACCGCAGACCACGUGUAACCACGCCAGCUCAGGACCUCCACAUCCGGCUUCUUCACCUGCGGGAUCGUCUGAGACCAGCCACCCGGACAGCUGAUGAAACUAUGGGUUUGCCCAACUGAAGAAUUUCUUCACAAACUGUCAGAAACUGUCUCAGAGAGGCUCAUCUGCGUGCGUGUCGUCCUCACCAGAGUCUUGACCUGACUGCAGUUCGGCGUUGUAACCGACUUCGGUGGGCAAAUGCUUACCUUGAAUGCUCACUGGCACCCUAGAGAAGUGUGCUCUUCGGAUGAAUCCCGGUUUCAACUGUACCGGGCAGAUGGCAGACGGCGUGUGUGGCGUUGUGUUGUUAAGCGGUUUGCUGAUGUCAAUGUUGUGAACAGAGUGCCCCAUGGUGGCGGUGGGGUUAUGGUAUGUGCAGGCAUAAGCUACGGACAACGAACACAAUUGCAUUUUAUUGAUGGCAAUUUGAAUGCACAGAGAUACCGUGACGAGAUCCUGAGACCUGUUGUCGUGCCAUUCAGCCACCGCCAUCACCUCAUCUUUCAGCAUGAUAAUGCACAGCCCCAUGUCGCAAGGAUCUGUACACAAUUCCUGGAAGCUGAAAAUAUCCCAGUUCUUCCAUGACCUGCAUACUCACCAGACAUGUCACCCAUUGAGCAUGUUUCGGAUACUUUGGAUUGACGUGUACAACAGAAUGUAAGACGACAUGUUCCAGCCAAUAUCCAGGAACUUUGCACAGCCAUUGAAGAGUGGGUCAACGUUCCACAGACCACAAUCAACAGCCUGAUCAACUCUAUGUGAAGGAAAUGUGUCGCGCUGCAGGAGGCAAAUGGUGGUCACAUCUGAUACUGACUGGUUUUCUGAUCCACGCAUCUGUGACCAACAGAGGCAUAUCUGUAUUCCCAGUUGUGAAAUCCAUAGAUUAGGGCCUAAUUUAUUUAUUUAAAUUGACUGAUUUCCUUAUAUGAACUGUAACUCAGUAAAAUCUUUAAUUGUUGUGUUUAAUAUUAGUUUCAGUGUAUUUGAUCUUCUCAUUGACUUCUAUCCCAUGUGUGUUUUGCAGGCCUACCCAGAGUAUCUCAUCACCUAUCAGAUCCUUAAGCCGGAGAGCACAGCCGCGUCUGCUGCAGGAGCGGAGCAGAAGUCC
Molecule: messenger RNA, 25495 nt
Organism: Coregonus sp. 'balchen'
Lineage: Eukaryota; Metazoa; Chordata; Actinopteri; Salmoniformes; Salmonidae
Source: the annotation of a GenBank genome assembly